AUGGAAAGGAAAGGUUUUGAAGGAUAUGGGCCAAAUGGAAGGAAAUGGGACAAGGAGGAGGAUGACCUUGAUCAUAAUGUGGUGGUGAGGGGGUUACAGACCACGAGCUCAGAUGGGAACUUUGGUCAUCGUGGACCAUUUGAGCUGAAGGGCUAUGUUCAGUGCUGUGUGAAUUGGACUACUAUCCUGCUGAACUUGCUGCUCUGCUCGCUGGUGUUCUACACAGUCUACUACCUGUUUGCAAGUGUCUGCUUUGGAGCAUUUGGUCUUGAUUCAUUCGAUGGGUUGAUUCCAUUUGACUUUAAAACUCCAGCUUCAACAUCCAGCUCAAAGUACCUAGUGAACCUGCUGUCAAUGGAACUGACAUAUUUCAUCAGCGGUCUGCUGUUUGCAGCUAUAGUUAAGGAAAGGGUUUGGGACGACUCUUUCACAGUUGCACUCAGUCAUAUCCUGCUGACUUCAGCAGUGAUGGUCGAAUUUCCUUUAGUAUGGCAGUGGUGGUUGGCAUUGGGUGUCGGUUUGUUGCUGAUGAUUGCUGAUGGACAGUUGGUUGCACAUUUCGUUUUCCGGAAUAACCCCAGUUACUCUUCAGUCAAUGUUUGAGAGAGAAUGGAGGAAACAUGGCUGCAGACAUCAAGGAACUAAAGAGAGCUCUACGACUGUGUGGACUGAUGCCGUAUCUGUAUUCACUUUAGUGUAUAAAAAAGUCGCGCUUUUUCAGCGAUAUCACACGCUUGAAAUGCAGACCCUACAUUUUAUCUGUGAGACGGGUUAUUUUGUGGCAAGAAAAUUAUGAAAAUCGGGGAACUGAAACAAGAGAUUAAUUUUACAAUUUCAUUGCCCUGCGUUGUUCCGAUGUUUCAUUGUUCCCGCUUUCCAAGGUUCUCUUGAAAAGUGAUGAGUUUGGAGAUAAUUUUAAUUUUGCCCAAACUUAUGUGCAGUUGGAACGGCUUGAAAAAGUUUGCUUUGAACGUGCUCUUGAUAAGAAUUGCUAGAACAGAAUUAUCUCCGGUAUAAGUUGAGACCUUGUAAAAUGUGCUCCAGUCAGGCCAGCUUUUGUUCAGUUUGACUGUGCCAGGUUGACGUGAAAACAAACUUGUGAAACUUUUAAAAAUUGAGCACAAAAAGAAUUAGUUUAUUCAGAUUUUCUUUUUAUGUGUAGUGUAUUCAUAGUUGUAAAGUAGAAUUUAAAAUACUCCCCAGAAGUGUUUACAGUAUUCAUAUAAAAUAUUAAACUUUAUUUCUAUUUUGAUGCAGUGUUUAUAGACAUGUAUUUUAAUAAUUACAAUAAAC
This is a messenger RNA of Mobula hypostoma (lesser devil ray), 1293 nucleotides long. Its product is annotated as putative transmembrane protein 244. Bases 1 to 603 code for a protein of 200 amino acids. NCBI's taxonomy places the organism in Eukaryota, Metazoa, Chordata, Chondrichthyes, Myliobatiformes, Myliobatidae. The record is from RefSeq and is a predicted model, not a curated record. The transcript has 6 exons.